AUGAAAAUUAAAAAGAAUAAUAAUAAUAAUAACAAUAAUAGUAAAGUGAAAACAGCAGCAAAGACAUCUGUAGCUGAUACUACUACUACUACUACUACUAUUGAGGAAUUGCAAAGAAAAGAUAAAAAUGAUAAUGUCGAUAAUAAUACAACAAAUGAGAGUGGUGUGAAUGAGAGCAGCAGUAGUACUAGUUCUAGUGAGAGUGAAAAUGAAAGUGAGAGCGAUAAUAGUGGUAAUGCAAACAGCACCAGCAGCUCUGUUCAAUCAGCUGAGAGUAGUAAUAGAGUGGUGUCACCCACAACAAAACUAGGUAAAAAGAUGUUGGUAGUAAUUGGCAUUGUAGAAUCACUGCUCUGCUUAUUGGAAUCGAUAGUAGUAAUGCUUUUCUUGCAAGCGACCGUACUUGCGAUGUAUCAAGCUGCUAUCAAAUUUACAAAUAUCGAAAUAAACAAUAAUAAAAAUAAUGAUAAUGAAACGUUAAACAACAACAAUAAUAAUAAUAACAACUUCAACACUACCACCAACACCACUACUGAUAUCAAUAAUGACAACACCAUUGAUACAUUUAAAUUUGUGCCAUUGGUUAUUACUUUGCAUACAUUAUAUCUAUUGGUUCGUUUUAAGUAUUUGUUUAAAUAUGUAAAUGACUUUCCACAAUGGUUUGGUUUAUUUGGUAGAAAGAAUAAUAAUAAUAAUGGUGCAAACAAAGCAGUAGCGACACUCUCGAAACGACCAAUACAAUUUAUACUUUUGUUAUUCUCUGUAGUAUUUGGUUCAUUUUUAAUACAGUUAAUCAGUGGUCGAUGGAUUUACAAUUUAAAAAACAUUUACCAUGAAGGUACCGCCGAUUUUAACUAUCCAAUGAUGUUUUUGUUGGCAAUUGCUGCCCCAGUUAGUGAGGAAAUAUUGUUUAGAGGAAUCAUUUUCUAUAUCUUUAAAAGAAGAUUCGAAUCCAAUUUAAAGCUAUGUAUCAUCUUACCGAAUGUAUUAUUUGGACUCUAUCAUCUUGUCAAUAUCAAUAGUUCAUUCUCUAUAUUCUAUAUAUCAAUACAGGUUGUUAUGGGAGUUCUAUUCGGUAUGAAUAUGAGUAUUUUCUUUAUCCAAUCGAAAUCGCUUGCAACACCCAUAAUUGUUCAUAUGCUUAAUAAUACAAUGGCAAUGUUUUUGCCAACUUCGAUGACCGACUUCACAGAUCCGAUCAUUUUAUUUGAUUGUAUAUGUGGUAUUCAAUCGAUUAGCAAAACCAAUGUCAACAAUAAUAAUAAUGUUUACAACAAAAAACCAAAAAAGAAGAUUUAA
Messenger RNA from Heterostelium album PN500, 1299 nucleotides. RefSeq names its product CPBP family intramembrane glutamic endopeptidase. Gene Ontology annotation, molecular function: metalloendopeptidase activity. The coding region runs from base 1 to 1299 and encodes 432 amino acids. The record is from RefSeq and is a predicted model, not a curated record. Lineage: Eukaryota; Evosea; Eumycetozoa; Acytosteliales; Acytosteliaceae. Gene Ontology annotation, biological process: CAAX-box protein processing. Gene Ontology annotation, cellular component: membrane. The transcript has 5 exons.